AUGCAGCAGAGCGCCGCCCGCCUCCUGGCCGCCGUGGCCGUGGCCUGCCUGGCGCUGGCUCCAUCCGCGUACGCGCAGGGGACGUCCGACUCCGGCUCAGGGGCGAUGCCGUCGUGCGCGGCGAAGCUGGUUCUGUGCGCGGGGUACCUCAACUCCACGUCCACGGCGGCGCCCGUGGCGGCGUGCUGCGGGCCGCUCUGGGACGCGGCGGCCAACAAGACGGCGUGCCUGUGCUCCAUGCUGCUCAACAGGGCCGCGCUGCGGGCGUUCGGCGUGGCGCCCGAGCAGGGCCUGGUCCUCGCUAGGCGAUGCAACGUCACCACCGACGCCUCCGCCUGCGCCGCCGGAGAUUCGGAUCAGGUGCCACAACCGCCGAACCGCGUGCGCACCGCGAUCCUGUACUCGUCCACGGAGGCCGACGCCGUCGCCACCGCCUACGACGGGGACAACGACAAGCCCCGCCAGCAGUUCAAGGACGUGGACGUGAUGAAGCGCGGCGUCGGCGAGCGCGUCUUCCUCGUCGCUGAGGCGGACAACUAG
Molecule: messenger RNA, 540 nt
Organism: Miscanthus lutarioriparius
Lineage: Eukaryota; Viridiplantae; Streptophyta; Magnoliopsida; Poales; Poaceae
Source: the annotation of a GenBank genome assembly